GAUAAUGCGAAAGUUUAUCAGACAUUUUGUUUCGAGAUAUCAUCAUCGAUAUCUCCACGUAUAAAUUACAAGGCCCAGCGUUACCGCUUCUAAUCACAGAUCAGUUGUGUAACGAGCCCGGACCUGACUACAGCAAACAUGGACGUGAAAAAUAAAAUCGCUCUGGUCACCGGAGGUGCGAACGGAAUAGGUUUCGCCUACGUCAGAGAACUCUUGAAGAACGGAGCUGCGCACGUGGCUCUUCUGGAUCUGGCAAACUCGAACGGCGACGAAUCCGCGAGAAAAUUGAACGAGGAAUUCGGAGCGGAUCGAGUGCUCUUCGUCGUCUGCGACGUGACCAAGUCGGAGGAAUUCGAAGCGGCGUUCGCCACGACCGUCAAAGAGUUCGGCGGCCUCGACAUCGUCAUCAACAACGCUGGAAUAAUGGACGACGCGAGAUGGGAGCUCGAGAUCGCGAUAAACUACACCGCCGUCGUCCGCGGAACUCUGCUCGGCUACCGGUACAUGGGUAAGGACAAAGGGAACAAAGGGGGCGUCAUCGUCAACAUAUCAUCGGUCGCAGGACUAGUGACGGGUCCAACUUUCCCCAUUUACAUCGCGACGAAGCACGCAGUCAUCGGCCUGACUAGAUCGUUCGGACUGCCUUAUCACUUUGAGAAAACAGGCGUUCGAGUAGUCGCGAUGUGCCCGUUCUUCACCAACACACAACUGAUCACGGCGUCCGCCGGACGAACUCUCGAAAGUGUGUCGGCGGAAGAUCUUGAAAAAUCAAUUUCCCCCUACCCCAUGCAAACGCCUGAGAGCGUCGCUGAAGGUGUUCUGCACAUCAUACGAGUUGGAGAUAAUGGCAGCCUCUGGGUUGUCCAGAAUGGAGAACCGGCGUUUGAAGUCCAGGUGGCCGAUCAGCCGGUGAAAAAGGUUUCUGCCUGAGGCUAGCGAUAAAUCAGGCUGGAUCAGUUGGAUUGUGACAAAAGUCUUUCAAAUUUAUUACUUACGCGCCAGCUUCGGUCGAUCCGAAACUUGGGAAACAAACCUCUGCGAGAAUAGUUUGACAAAAUUUUGGUCUUCUGUCACAAUUCCGCAUUUAAUGUACUUCCAGGAUUAAAUAAAAAAAUUGAAUCGUAA
Messenger RNA from Neodiprion fabricii, 1125 nucleotides. RefSeq names its product 15-hydroxyprostaglandin dehydrogenase [NAD(+)]-like. NCBI's taxonomy places the organism in Eukaryota, Metazoa, Arthropoda, Insecta, Hymenoptera, Diprionidae. Gene Ontology annotation, molecular function: oxidoreductase activity, acting on the CH-OH group of donors, NAD or NADP as acceptor. The record is from RefSeq and is a predicted model, not a curated record. The transcript is spliced from 7 exons. The coding region runs from base 139 to 930 and encodes 263 amino acids. Gene Ontology annotation, cellular component: cytoplasm.